Molecule: messenger RNA, 1497 nt
Organism: Tachyglossus aculeatus (Australian echidna)
Lineage: Eukaryota; Metazoa; Chordata; Mammalia; Monotremata; Tachyglossidae
Gene: NSUN6
Product: NOP2/Sun RNA methyltransferase 6
Exons: 10
Coding region: 1-1371 (456 amino acids)
Biological process (GO): RNA methylation
Molecular function (GO): RNA binding; methyltransferase activity
Source: RefSeq, a predicted model, not a curated record
AUGGCCGCCGUGGGAACGCAAGGCGCCGAAGCCAGAUUCGAAACUCUCUUGAGACGCCUCUCGCAUCCUCCCGCCUUCACAACCGUUCGAGUGAACACGCGGCUGGCUUCAGUCCAGCGCGUGAAAACUCUUCUGGGUGAGGAGAUUCAAAAGCAGUUCCCGGGGCUGAGCAUCCCAGUUCUUCAACACCCAGACCUUCAGGACGUUCUGCUCAUUCCCGUCAUCGGGCCCAGGAAGGAUGUGGAGGAGCGACCCACCCGGGCCGUCGUCGGGGCCCAGUGUGGCAACGCGGUGCUGCGAGGAGCCCACGUCUACGUGCCCGGCAUCCUGGCGGCCUCCGGGGGUAUGAAAGCCGGAGAGGUGGUCUCCGUCUACUCGGACGUGGAAGGGAAAUGCAGAAAGGGAGCCAAAGGAUUUGCCGGGACCCAAGCGUUCCUCGGAAACGGGAUCUCGGAGCUGAGCCGCCGAGAAAUCUUCGGUUCCGACGGCCCCUUGAGAGGCAUCGGGAUAAGGAUGGUGGAACCUGUGUACCUCAGCCCCUCCUUCGACAACGUGCUCCCCGGUUAUUUAUUUUUACAGAAUCUGCCUUCCGCCGUCGUGAGCCACGUCCUGGGGCCUCAGCCGGGAGAGAGGAUCCUGGAUAUGUGCGCGGCUCCUGGGGGCAAGACCACCCACAUCGCAGCCCUGAUGGGAGACCGGGGCGAAGUGAUAGCGCUGGACAAGAUAGCCAGCAAGGUGGAAAAGAUCAAGAAAACCGCCAAGCUAUUGCAGCUAAAUUGCAUCAAGGCCUUCUGCUACGAUGGAACCAAGGCCCUGGCCCAAGGGGAGACCGAGGCUGGUCCAGGGGAACCCCCUUUCUCACCUGAGGCGUUCGACCGGAUCCUCCUCGACGCUCCCUGUAGCGGGCUGGGGCAGAGGCCCAACAUGGCUUGUACUUGGACGCUGAAGGAAGUGACGUCCUAUCCGCCCUUACAGCGCCGACUCUUGUCCGUGGCCGUGGAGCUCCUGAAGCCGGGCGGCGUGCUGGUGUACAGCACGUGCACGGUGACCCUGGCCGAGAACGAGGAGCAGGUGGCCUGGGUCCUGGACACUUUCCCCUGCCUCCAGCUGCUGCCCCAGGAACCCCUCCUGGGAGGCGAGGGAAUGGCGGGCGCCGGGCUGCCCCAGGAGCAGCGGCAGCGGCUGCAGCGGUUCGACCCGGCCGCCGGGCCCGCGGACGGGCCCAUCGGUCGUGCCAACCGGGACUGCAUAGGCUUCUUCAUCGCCUGCUUCGCCAAGCGCCGGACCGCCUCGCCCCGCGCCGGGAAGGCCGAACGCUCAGGACUGGGGGGCCCAGGCCCCGCCGGCCCGUCGGCCAGUCGGAUUUGUUGAGCACCUCCUGGGUGCGGAGCACCGUGUUGAGCGCUCGGGAGAGGACAAGAGAACAGACACGUUCCCCGCCCGCAACACGUUGACAAUCUCCCGCGGGCCGACUACAGAAGCGGCCAGGCCUAGCUG